GCACAAAGUAGCAACAGCGUGUGAAAGAAGCACCUCAGGUUGCGAAAUGGAAGAAGAAGACGAUGUGCUUUCCUCUUCAGAACCAAGCGAGUCGAGCGAUGAGUCCACAAUCGAGACCGACAAUGAAGAAGAGGACGACCUCGAUUACAAUGUUAAUAGCGCGGACGAAGAUGACGGUCAUGUAGCUCAAAAAACCAGUAUCCGCUCCGGUCCUAAAGAUAGAAAGUCGGAAAAUGUUGCCGCUCUAGUCAGGGGAAGCCUUGAAGUAAGGAGACAAUCUAUACUUCCACGAGUCUAUUCAGUGGCCGAUGCAGCUGUCAACAUCAGAAAGCCCUUUAAACCUCCUAGCUCAAAUGGUUAUAGCAGUAGCAAAGAAGAUCUUGCACGCCGUCUCUGGGCUCGCAAAAAGUUUGUGCCAUGGGGGUCCACGAGGCCAGCAUUGAUUGCACUCACAAACAGGGUCAAUUCUCUCGAAAGUGCCGAGAAAGAUGUGUUUGAAGAUGAGGUAUCUCUGCCUCCAGAUAUUGAACCAUUGGUGUUGUGGCAACCUGAAGAAAUCGGAGAGGAAUGCUCUACUUCAGAACCUAUAGCAGUGGAACCAUUACUGGUUAAGUUCCUUCGACCUCAUCAAAGAGAAGGUGUCCAAUUCAUGUUUGAAUGUGUUUCAGGACUUUUGAGCUCUUCCAACAUCAAUGGAUGCAUUUUAGCAGACGAUAUGGGUCUAGGGAAGACAUUGCAGUCAAUCACAUUGCUUUAUACUCUUCUUCGCCAAGGUUUUGAUGGAAAAGCAAUGGUCAAGAAAGCAAUAAUUGUGACCCCAACCAGUCUUGUAUCUAAUUGGGAGGCUGAAAUAAAGAAAUGGGUUGGGGAAAGGGUUAAACUUGUUGCUCUGAGUGAGAGCACUCGAGAAGAUGUCAUCUCUGGCAUUCACAGUUUUACCAGUCCCAGUAGCAAUUUACAAGUAUUAAUUGUUUCCUAUGAGACAUUUAGGAUGCAUACUUCAAAGUUUAGCAAUUCUAGUUCAUGUGACCUCCUCAUAUGCGAUGAGGCUCACAGGCUGAAAAAUGAUCAGACAUUGACUAAUCGAGCAUUGGCUUCAUUAUCAUGCAAGCGCCGCAUUUUAUUGUCAGGAACUCCAAUGCAAAAUGAUCUAGAGGAGUUUUAUUCCAUGGUAAAUUUUACCAACCCUGGAGUCUUGGGUGAUGCUGCAUACUUUCGCCGUUACUAUGAGAUGCCCAUUGUUUGUGGUAGAGAACCCUCGGCUACUGAAGAAGAAAAGAGGUUAGGUACCGAACGUUCUACAGAGCUGAGUACAAAAGUUAAUCAGUUUAUAUUGCGGAGGACUAAUGCACUUUUGUCAAAUCAUUUACCACCAAAGAUAAUUGAAGUUAUCUGCUGCAAAUUGACCCCUUUGCAAGCACAACUUUACAGCCAUUUUAUACAUUCUAAAAAUGUAAAACGAGCUAUUACAGAGGAAACAAAACGAUCAAAAAUUUUGGCUUACAUUACUGCCUUAAAAAAGCUUUGCAAUCACCCAAAGCUAAUUUAUGACACAAUAAAGAGUGGGAAGCCAGGUACUAUGGGGUUUGAAGAUAGUAUCAGCUUAUUCCCUCAAGAAAUGUUUUCUGGAAGGUCUGGUUCGUGGACUGGUGGAGAUGGUCUUUGGGUAGAAUUAUCUGGGAAAAUGCAUGUAUUAGCCCGGUUAUUGGCUCAACUCCGUCACACAACUGAUGAUAGAAUUGUCCUAGUCUCAAACUACACUCAGACGCUGGACCUUUUUGCUCAACUCUGUCGUGAAAGAAGAUAUCCCUUUGUAAGACUUGAUGGAACAACCUCUAUAACCAAAAGACAAAAGUUAGUAAAUGAGUUUAACGAUCCAUCAAAGGAGGGGUUUGCAUUUCUCUUAAACUGGAAUCCCGCAAAUGACAAACAGGCUGCAGCAAGAGUAUGGAGAGAUGGACAGAAGAAGAGGGUUUUUGUCUAUAGGUUUUUGAGUAGCGGAACUAUAGAAGAAAAGAUUUACCAGCGUCAAAUUUCAAAAGAGGGGCUUCAGCAAGUUAUUCAGCAGGAGCAAACAGAUCAUGAGGUCCAGGGAAGCUUCCUUUCAGCGGAAGAUCUGAGAGACUUGUUCACUUUCCAUGACAAUGCGAGGUCUGAAAUUCACGAAAAGAUCAGUUGCACCCGUUGCCAAGAGCAUGCUGAUGAGGUGAUUAUAGACGGAACUGGUGAAGCAAUGUCCACAGAUAAACCCAACCAGGAAGACAUUGGGGGUUUUGCUGGUGUUGCUGGUGUCUUGAACAAGUUAAAAGGUUCAGAGAAGCAGAUUGGAACUCCCAAAGAAGAGGAUUUAGCUAACUGGGGGCAUCACUUUUUUCCAGCGUCUGUUCCUGAUACCAUUCUUCAGUCUGCAGCUGUCGAUGAGGUUUCAUUUGUGUUCACAUGUCAAAUUGACGGGAAGCUCGUGCCCAUGGAGUCCACAGGGAAGCCAAAACCCGAAGGAGUCGGAGUCGGACAGAUGAACAAUGUGAGUUUGAAAAGGAGGACGCUGCCCCAGAGACGAACAACAUCCCUUUCUUCUCCACCAUGCCAAGCAGUCUCACCAAGUGAUAAAAUAUCAUUAUGUGCCACCAAACAAGCUUCAUUUCAGAUGCCUAAGAAAAAGAGAACGUCACUUGGUGCUCUGAGCGAUGAUGAUUUUGUAUAGGCUUCGUUUUGUCAGUUUGUACGUUUUCAUAAUUUGUGUUAAGAAAAAAAAAGCAAACACAAAUGGGUUUGGAUCUCACAACUCAGGUAAAUGUGUAGAGAUGGUUAUGGCAAACAGUUUUGUCUAAGGCAUUUGAUUAAUUAAGGUCAAACUAUUGU
This is a messenger RNA of Cuscuta campestris, 2862 nucleotides long. The record is from the annotation of a GenBank genome assembly. Lineage: Eukaryota; Viridiplantae; Streptophyta; Magnoliopsida; Solanales; Convolvulaceae.